UGAGUGACGAAACCAUCUUAGUGAAAAGUGGACUUUUCAAAUUUCCAAAAUUCUAAUCUAAAAGGCCUUUUGCCGCCAUUGAUGUAUGGUUUAAAAGCCCUUGAGCCAUUAAAAAAUCAAUUGAAGUUUGAAAAUUGGUCCACUUGUCUUCUUGAUGUGUACAUUCUGUUAAAUGUGUAUACUACGAAUGUGAAUGUGAUAUAUUUAAUCAUGCACACAUGUUCAAGUUUGACAUUGUUAUUGCCAAAAAUCAUAUUUUCAGCCGAAUUGUUGUUUACGGUCGCAAACAGCUUUAGUCUCGUAUUUAAUAUGUUGUAGAUAAGACUGUUGAUUUCUACAGGGCGUGUUCUUAGUUUGACUUUUUCGUUUUUUUUAUUUAUAUCUAAAACAAAUGGUUCAAACAUGAAUUUCAAAAGUGUAUCAAUUCUUUAUUUUCUGCCAAUCUUAUUAUUAACUUCAAAUUGUUCAACGUAUACCAAAAAUGAAAAAAAUGAAUCGAUAUGGAAAGUGAAUUCUGAGAAUAUGACAUAUUCUAUGUAUAUGGGCGAAUCAAAAAAUAUCAGUGUGACCUUGACCCAUUUGAAUAGAACAGAAUUAAUGGAAUCAAAAGCCUCAAUUAUGAUUAUUAGCGAUUCAAAUAUUUUGAAAGUGUCUCGAACAGUUCCAUUAAAUGAAAUCGAUUUGGAUGAAUGGAGUGGAGUCUUUAGCGCUGAUGCUAUUUUUAUCGGUAGUGCAAAUGUUUUUGUGAUGAUUUCACGAAGAGAGAAUAUUGGUUUAAAAAUAGAAGAAUCAUCACAACGAAUACGUAUUAAUAUUUCGUGUAAAAGCAUGCUUGGAGAAAUGUUUAUGCAAUAUUUCGAUAAAUGUGUUUUGAUUUUUUACUUUAUUAUGUACGUAAACUUCGGAAUACUUUUGGAACUAAGCAAAGUCAAAGACACCGUUCGAAAACCAUUGAAACCAUGUGUUGCAUUUAUUUGUAAUUUCAUUUUUACGCCAAUGGCAAGUUAUCUGCUUGGAAUGAUCUUAUUUCCGCCCGGCAGCGAUAUGCGAUUCGGCUUAUUUGUGUGCGGUUUGAGUUUAUUGGGCGGCGGAAUGAUCUUUUGGACGGUAGUUUUUGGAGGAAAUAUCGAUUUAUCGUUUACCCAAAGCAUUUUAAAUAUUUUAUUUGCUGCUGGUGUAGUGAUUCCGUUGUGGAUAUUUACUUUCGGUAGAAUAGUAUUCGGUAGUACAUACUUGAAUGCAUCAUACAUUUCGUUUUUGUGGAAUAUCGUCUACCUGCUCAUUCCGCUCUCAAUUGGAGUAAUAAUUCAGUAUUGUUAUAAGCCAUCGGUGAAAUUUGCUACCAAAAGCAUUAUUUGGCUUAUAAAUAUUUACGUAGUCGUUUACAUCGUUUACUUGAUUCUGUGUUAUUGGUCCAUGUUUAAUCCAGAUCUGCUACCGUUCACGGGAAGGUACUUUUUAUCAGCAUUUCUUCUUCCACUUUUGGCAUACUCAUUUGGCUGGCUGAUAGCAUUUUUAUUAAGAGAUGAAUAUACAGAUCGUUUGCAGCUGGCAACCGCAGCACUUACCAAAAAUAUGACAAUUGUUACCUCAAUAAUGUAUAUAACAGUAUAUUUUCCACAAACCGACACUUAUGUAUUCUUGUCUAGCUUGGUUAUCAUUAUGAUUCCAAUACCAGUGAUUACACAUCAACUCAUUGAUAUAAUGAGAGCACGGGUAUUGAACAACAGAACACCUCUAAAUUUUGAACGAAAUGAGCCGAAAAAGAAUAAAAAUUUCGAUGAUCUACAGCAACUGCAUUCAUUGGAAGAGACUGAAAAUUGAGAUAACUUGUCACCGUUGACGAUUUUACAAUCACUAUUUACAGGGUUUUUUUUGUAUAGAAAGAUAAUACUGAUAGUGAUAAAUUCAAUCAACAUACUUGAAAAAAUACUAAAAUAAAUUGACCGUACAAUGUACGAUAAUAAUGCAUUAA
Contarinia nasturtii (swede midge) is the source of this 1975-nucleotide messenger RNA. Its product is annotated as sodium/bile acid cotransporter 5-like. Bases 403 to 1824 code for a protein of 473 amino acids. The transcript is spliced from 5 exons. Lineage: Eukaryota; Metazoa; Arthropoda; Insecta; Diptera; Cecidomyiidae. Gene Ontology annotation, cellular component: membrane. The record is from RefSeq and is a predicted model, not a curated record.